CCCCCAGAGCACUGGGAUUGGAAGGGACCUCAGGAAAGGAUCACGGUCACUGGCCAGUCAAUAUGAGAGCAGUCCUUCCCCACUCUUCCCCCUCCCUCUCCUUACUUUUUGUUUCACUACAAGCCAGCCCAGCUUCAAAACUCAAAACUUUCAAAAUGUUUUGAGUGCCCUCAUUUCUUUUCAAGGCUGUUUUGAAGCCUUUUGUUUUGUUUUGAUUUCACUGUUUUAACCUCGAAACAAGUUGAAACAGUGUUGAAAUGAAACACCUGGUGAAAUUUUGCAAAGCCCUACUAACUACCUCCCUUUAAAAAGGAAACAUUCAUUGCACAUGCCCAUGUAUGUACAGCAAGCUGCAACAUUUUCCUGCACUCAAGAAGCAUUAUAGCCAAGGGAACUGUUCAUCUACACUGUAGACAGCUAUGGUCAAGAGCUUGUAGACUCGCAUGUGUUUAAUUGUUCUGAUGUGAGUUUUUGUCAGGGGCUUAGGUUUUUCAGCGUCUAGGCUAAAGUUGUCCAAGACAUAUGAGUCUAAGAAAACACUUUGCCUUCCCACACCGUAACUUUCCUUGAGUGCAAGAAAAUGUUCUAGUUUACUGAAAAGAAAGCUGGUCCCAUAAUGGAAAUGUUUCCCUCUUAAGGAGAAAGAAGUAUGUAGAUGUGCUGUUUGAAUCAUUAUUACUUUGGUGAAGGGCUGUGGGUAGUAAGCCCUAAACAUGAAAACCCUCUCCUAGAAGGAAAAAUAUUGUAAAAUAUUUCUGUGAAAGUAGGAAGAGGCAGAACUCUGGGCAGCUAGUGAAAAUCAUUGUUCAUUGACCUGAGUGGGAAGCACUGAGUUUAUUGCAAAUACCCACAUUCACCCUGAUGACCCCUUAGGAAAGGUCCGUAACAUACUACAAUUUUUUUUUAUUUCUCUGAAUACUUGAGAGUUGAGGAAUCUUGUACAUUUUAAUCCUUUGCUGUGUCAUAACAACUGAACUGGCAAGAAAAGGACUCACAUGAUGUGUUGAAAUGCAUGUUUGUGGUGCUGGGAAACAUUAUCUAGGUCUGGUAGGUUUUUUUUGUCUAGUUGAUGUACUCUUAAAAGAGAAAUGAUGAAAGCUCUUCAGUUGUGAAGCACUGGACAUGUUCACUAUAUGUUUUCUAACAGUAGAUGCUACUAUUCACACAUUGUGUGAUUAGGCUCUGGAAGUUGCUUACCUGUACUGUUUAACUGUUUAGUUAAUGUCUUUCAACUGUUUCUGAGAAUUGCAGAAACUGAAUCUCAGCACUUGCUAUGCACACUUUCAUAAAGUUACUUAUUUGCAAUCCUAUAAUUUUAAAAGCUUUCCAGUUUCCCUGCAAGUGGAUAAUACCUCUUAUUUUCUGUUCAGACAAUUUCACCAGAUCUUUAAGGAAAAAUGCAAUUUUUUGCUGUGUAUUCAUGGUUCUGAAUAUUGACUAAUUUCUUGUCAUGGCUAACAUCACUUUAAAAAAGUACUUUGGUGUUGUCUUGAACUUAAGAAAGAAAUACAUUUUCAAGAGCUAGAGACUCUUUAAAAAAAAAAAUCCUCUUCAUCGUGACAGUGCCCCCUUGUUAAUGCACAGAUUAUAAAUAGUCUCAUGAGAGUGAUAACUUUAGGUUUAAAAUGUCUACAGGCAGGUUGAGACUAUUGCAAACUGCCUGCUUGAAAGAGUUUUACUGCUGCUGUUACUGUGGAAUAUGAUCUAACCCACCCUUCCUUGUGUCUUUUGAGUUCUUCACUGCUUCUGUAGUGGAAGGACGAACUUCAUAUAACUACUUUUGUAGUUAGAAGGGUUACCAUACAGCAUGGGUGGAUCCAGGAUUUACUAAAGGGCUGGAAAUCCUUUCAGUACUUAACCUGAAAUGAAGAAAGAAUGCAAGAAUGAUUGAAGAUUGUGGGAAAAGAGGAAAUACCAUGGCAGAAAGAAGGCAGCUGUUUGCAGAAAUGCGGGCUCAAGAUCUGGAUCGCAUUCGUUUAUCCACGUACAGAACAGCAUGCAAGCUUAGAUUUGUACAAAAGAAAUGCAACUUGCAUCUGGUGGACAUUUGGAACGUUAUAGAAGCCUUGCGAGAAAAUGCAUUGAAUAACCUGGACCCAAGCUUAGAACUGAAUGUGGCUCGUCUGGAAGCCGUGCUUUCAACUAUUUUCUACCAGCUCAACAAACGGAUGCCAACCACUCACCAGAUCAAUGUGGAGCAAUCCAUCAGCUUACUGCUUAACUUCCUGCUAGCAGCCUUUGAUCCGGAAGGACAUGGUAAAAUUUCUGUUUUUGCUGUCAAAAUGGCUUUGGCGACUCUUUGUGGAGGAAAGAUCAUGGACAAAUUAAGAUAUAUUUUCUCAAUGAUUUCAGAUUCCAGUGGAGUGAUGGUUUAUGGAAAGUAUGACAUGUUUCUGCGGGAGGUUCUUAAAUUGCCUACUGCGGUCUUUGAGGGUCCUUCGUUUGGUUACACAGAACAAUCGGCAAAAUCCUGUUUCUCUCAACAGAAGAAAGUCACUUUAAACGCUUUCUUGGACACUCUCAUGUCUGAUCCUCCACCUCAGUGCCUGGUGUGGUUACCACUUCUGCAUCGGCUGGCAAAUGUCGAAAAUGUCUUCCACCCUGUUGAGUGUUCCUACUGCCACAGUGAGAGCAUGAUGGGAUUUCGGUAUCGGUGCCAACACUGUCACAAUUACCAGCUCUGUCAGGACUGCUUCUGGAGAGGGCAUGCCAGUGGUUCCCAUAGCAACCAGCACCAAAUGAAAGAGUACACGUCAUGGAAAUCACCUGCUAAGAAGCUAACUAAUGCACUUAGCAAGUCUUUAAGCUGUGCUUCCAGCCGUGAACCUUUGCACCCAAUGUUCCCUGACCAGCCUGAAAAACCUCUAAACCUGGCUCAUAUUGUGCCUCCCAGACCUGUAACCAGCAUGAAUGACACACUCUUCUCCCACUCUGUUCCCUCAGGAAGUCCUUUUGCAAACAGAAGCUCUCCUUACAAGAAUAAUGAAGUAGAGCAGAACAAACUUCUGGCUAGGGCUGCUCCAGCUUUCUUGAAAGGCAAAGGGUUACAGUACAGCCUCGAUGUUGCAGACAGGCUGGCCGAUGAACAUGUACUCAUUGGGUUGUAUGUCAACAUGCUCCAGAGCAACCCCUCACGCAUGCUUGACAGUUCGAGCCGUCUUGAUGAAGAGCACAAGCUGAUCGCCAGGUAUGCAGCAAGACUGGCAGCAGAGACCUCUUCAUCACAACAGCAAGGUCAGCAAAGGGGUGCAUCAGAUAUCUCUUUCACCAUUGAUGCAAACAAGCAACAAAGACAGCUGAUUGCAGAGCUUGAAAAUAAGAACAGAGAAAUUUUACAGGAGAUCCAGAGGCUGCGACUUGAACAUGAGCAGGCGUCUCAGCCCACACCAGAGAAGGCACAACAAAACCCAACUCUCCUUGCAGAGCUUCGACUCCUGAGACAGCGGAAGGAUGAGCUGGAACAGAGAAUGUCUGCUCUCCAGGAAAGCCGGAGAGAGCUGAUGGUUCAGUUAGAAGGCCUCAUGAAACUGCUGAAGACUCAAGGAGCAGGCUCACCUCGUUCUUCACCCAGUCACACUAUCAGCCGACCAAUUCCUAUGCCUAUCAGGUCUGCAUCUGCCUGCUCCACCCCAACCCAUACACCUCAGGAUUCUCUGACAGGAGUAGGAGGAGAUGUGCAGGAGGCUUUUGCUCAAAGUGCAAGGCGAAAUUUAAGAAAUGACUUACUGGUGGCAGCUGAUUCAAUCACCAAUACCAUGUCUUCUCUGGUAAAAGAGCUAAACUCAGAAGUGGGCAGUGAGACUGAGAGUAAUGUCGAUUCUGAAUUUGGACGGACACAUUUUGAUGAUCUUGUUCCAUCACCAACUUCUGAAAAAGCUUUCCUUGCACAAAUCAAUGCUCGGAAGCCAGGAUACAUUCAUAGUGCAGCUGCCACAGGAUCUAUUCGCAGUGACAUGGUUACAGAAGAUGGAGAUUCCUAUGUUAGAGCAGAUGAUGAGAACUAUGAAAAUGACUCUGUUCGUCAGCUGGAGAAUGAGCUCAAGAUGGAAGAAUAUCUGAAACAAAAACUUCAGGAUGAAGCCUACCAGGCAAGCUGCAGUCAGACAGACAACGAAAGCUAUGUACGAACUGAUGAUGAGGAGAGCUGCCUUCGAACAGAUGAUGAUGAUGAAAACCUGGCUGCAAACUUCACGGAAGAAUGGAACCAACAGGUGCAGCGUCUCUUGACAAAAAAAUCAAAUGACUAACUAAGUUCUGAGGACUGUAGCACAGUACUUUUGUUCUAAGAGUUGUAGUCUGUAGGUGUGUGUUUUGAGAAAAAGACUUUUGUUUAAAGCUAACUCUUAUUAGCUACAUCUUCUGUAACAUGGCUCAUUACCGGUGAAGAACACAGGCUGAAAUGUGUACUGCUGUUACAAAACAACAGCAGCACUAACUAAACAUGUAAACCCUUUGCACAUGAUGUUGAACCUGUUCCGUUUACAAUGACAAUAUUAAUACUGUUUAUAGAUAGGAAUUUGAUUUCUGAAUACUUUGAGAUUUUAGUAGAACAGUUUACUAUACACUGCACAUUUUUUCCACAGAAGAAAUAAAAAGCUACAAUUAUGCAUUUAACAAUAAAUGAUUAUACUCCUGAGUGUAUAUAUCUAGUAGCCCAAAAGCAAAGUACCAGGGUCUAUCUGCAAUUUGUUUGCAAGUCUUUACGUAAAAGGACUUGUACAAAACUCAGUAAAAGAAAAAAAAAACCUCUCUAAUUUAGGGCUAACGUAUAACUUAGGAAUGUUUUCUUUCAAAAUAAUCUAAAAAUCAGCCAUAGAAGUUAGUGUAAAUAUUUUUUCCAAAUAAAUAUCAUAUACAAAUGGCAACAUUCAAAUUAUAUAGAAUCUAGUUUUUAAAUCAGCACAGAUCUUCUUAAAACUGUGAACUAUGUUUUGAAAUACUCGUUACUAAAGCUGUUUAUAAACCACAGGUGCCAUAAGAUCCCUGAACUGACUGAAGUUAUGUAUAAUCUUCCAUGGUAUUGUUUCAUUGAUGUUUUAGCUUUAGUAAGCAUGUGUUCAACCGAUUGGCUCUUCCCAUUUUUUCUCCAAACCCAUCAUGUUAUUUUGAGGCCUUCAGCUUUAAAUGUACAGGCUUAAAAGUGCGCUUGCAACUGUUUUCUUUUAUUUCCAAAUGUGUAUUGCCUUAGCCAGCCACCAGAUGUUCUGCAUGCACUCUUGGAAACGUGUAGUGAGACUCUCUUUCAGAGCUGAAUGGAGACAUAGCUGUCAGGGAAAAGCACAAGAAAAGCAGUGGAUGUUUCUGAGAGAACAAGCACAGAGUUACAAAGUUGGAGUUUUGUCCCUGUAAGUAACUCUUAACAUUUUAUCUUAGCCCUGGAGAAUUCGAGGAGAAAAUGAGGCUUUUUGAUCAUUCAGGAUUAUAAAAAGGAAGUACUAGCUAUAAACUGCUUGCCCUACCAUUGCUAUUAUCCAACAUAUAGUUUUGAGCAGGGAUUGAAGCAAAGUAUCUAGUAAUAUCUCACACAUAAGAUAUUACUUCUGAAUAAAGUUACACUGUCUAGCGGCCCUGAAAACAGUACAAUUUCAUACAGAAAUUCCUUAUCUGGCACAAUCUACUAACAGUGAGUAAUAAGGUAUUGAUUUAAAACAACCCAAUGCAUGUCUAACUUCUGUUCUGUGGUAGCAUCUAGGGAUGUUUCCUACCACUUAAAAAUGAGAUUGCUACAUAGCUUGUCUCAAUACAUUAAAUCGGUGUUAGUCUGUAGGCAGUCUUUAGUCUCAUGGCUGUUUCAAUGGGACUGCUUUUGGGUAAGAUGGAUCUGUAUGAAAGAGCUACUGCGAUUUUUCAGUUUCGUAUUAUUGCUUAUGCAGAUGUCUUGUCCACAACUUCUUGUAUAUCUGAGUGUGGUCUCAGACACCCAAAUCAAAAGACACUAUUGCCACCAGAUGUCUUUUUCUAGGUUGCUUUUUUUUCCCCAAUCACUGGUUUUUGCUUCUGUGGUAUGUGCCAACCAGAAAAGGUAGGCAUCAUACCCUUUGAUGGCAUACCUCUCCUACAAACUCCUCUCAGGAAUGGGUGAGACUCCACUAGUGCCUAGCACUCAACAUUUAAAAUUAUUGCAGUGAAAUUAUAAACAUUGCUGUCAGCUCAGGAUUCCUGUCAAGCAUUUCCUGAAAAAAGACAAACUGAGCAAGAACACAUCUAUGUGUCAUGGCUGACUGAUUCAACCCAUGUCAUGUUUAAUUGUACCUGGAGUAAUAACUACAUUACAUAAGUCUAAUGUUUGUGUACACACCAUCAUCAUGUCUGAAAUAGGUGCAAUAGUAUGAAUCCAUUGGAAGGGCUUCAGGACCCAUAGUAAUGACAAGUGUUGACAAGCCAAGCCCCUCUCUCUCGGGCUGGCGUCAGCAAAGCAAUCCCAAACACAGUUCUAGGUGACUUCUUGUACUUCAGAACUCUGAAAUGAAGCACUUCUUAUUUGGCUCUCUAGAUCUCUAUUUUAAACAUUUUUGAAGCAUCAAGCUGGCUACAUUUUAACCCAGCUGUUCUUUGUCAUCUUGUUAAAGAUUAUUUUGAUUGUGUUUUGUUGUCAUUAAGCAAAGUUACAGAAAUGGUCCCCUGCACUGCCAUUUUGUAACUACAAAAUGGCCAAGCACAGCAGUCAAAACUCCCCAAGUGGUUUACUGUUACUGAAGGGAAAUUGAGAAGCAGGAAACAGGAGUGUGAAGAUGAAUAGGGUUCUUGAAUGUUCAAAAUGAAGGUGGACAAUGGGUUAUCUGUAAGUAGUAACAUUAACUAAACUGCAUAAAAAGGUGUGGCCUUUGUUGUGAUAAUAAUAUGUAUUUUCUUAUAUGCAUGAGCCAAAUUGUUGCCUCAUUAUUUAACACAGGUGUGUCUGCCUUUACUUUUAGUCAUCUUCUUCCAUCCUUAUUGGUCUUGGCGAUUACUGUAGAUAGACCUUGUAAAUAUUGCAACCUCAGGUUGCUGCAAUUACAUUGGUUCAAUUCAGCAGAAGGAGCCGUAAACAGCAAGCACUCCACUGUGUCCUGAAGGGAAAAGUAAUUUUUACCUUUGAACCAAAAAUGUAUGAAGAGUUACAUCUUGAGGCUACUAACUGUAAGACAUUUUUAACUACUGUACUUGACACCACUUGAGACAGAGACACUAAAGAUUUCACACUAUUCAUUGGUAUUGUAACAGAACUACUAUUGUAUGGGUUUUUUGUAUUGCUGUUAAGUAUUGUUUUGUGUGUGUGUUGGAACCUACUGGGGACAUGUUAUAUUUUGAAGUGAUUAAACUAUUUAAUUGUGUGUCUAUAUUUUGGAAUGGAAUUAUUUCUUCAUUAAAAAGAUUUUUAAAAGUAA
Molecule: messenger RNA, 7367 nt
Organism: Alligator mississippiensis (American alligator)
Lineage: Eukaryota; Metazoa; Chordata; Crocodylia; Alligatoridae
Gene: DTNA
Product: dystrobrevin alpha
Exons: 22
Coding region: 1884-4247 (787 amino acids)
Biological process (GO): synaptic signaling
Cellular component (GO): synapse; plasma membrane
Molecular function (GO): zinc ion binding
Source: RefSeq, a predicted model, not a curated record